Messenger RNA from Cryphonectria parasitica EP155, 1086 nucleotides. RefSeq lists its product as uncharacterized. Lineage: Eukaryota; Fungi; Ascomycota; Sordariomycetes; Diaporthales; Cryphonectriaceae. The transcript has 6 exons. Bases 1 to 1086 code for a protein of 361 amino acids. The record is from RefSeq and is a predicted model, not a curated record.
AUGCAGCCCACGUUGUCUUGCCGCUUUUAUCAAGAUCUCAUCUUAAUUGCCUUGAUCUCGUCUUCCUUGCAAAUAAUCGCCUCCAGCGCGCAAAACUUCACACCUCGCUCAACGCCUGUAUCAGCAACAAUCGGACAUGACGCCCAUAAAACUACUGCCCGGCCUCCAGCCCCAACACAGGUCUGGCAUGCCAACAACGUGGAGCUUCUCCGCCGCUCUGUUCCCACAGUAGGCGCUGUGGCCAACUACAGCUACGUCGGCUGCUUCUUCGACCCGGGCGCGGACCGACUCCUCGAGGGCAAGAUCUUCUGGGGUCAACCCGGGAACAGCCCGUCGUCCUGUCAGUACUCGUGCGGGCAACUAGAGGGCUACACGGGCGCCUUUGGCCUCGAGGAUACGAGCCAGUGUCUCUGCGACAAGACUAUACCCGUCUCGACGAUGAGCAUGUACGCUGCCCCCGAUACCGCGUGCAGCGCGGCGUGUCCUGGAAAUUCAGAGGUCGCAUGUGGUGCGUAUGGGUAUAUCAACAUAUACAUGGCCUUGGCUGCUGAGACCAGCGGGUCGAGCUCCACGGCGACGACUGUGACCCUGGGGUCUGCAACAGCGAGCGCUACGGCAUCAGACGCCGGCACGGCCACAGCCACGGGCGUCUCUUCCACAAACACAACGGGGGCAGACCACACGUCGUCUGACGACAGCAAGUCAAAGGGCAGCAACGGCUUGAGUAAUGGAGCAGUGGCUGGCGUCGCAAUAGCGGCAGCGGCAGGAAUGGGCCUGCUGGUGGCGGGGCUGGGCUUUGCUGUCAUGCGCCGCCGUCAGGGAAGGAAUUUGGGGUUGGAGUCGGCGCCCGAUGCUACUCCGAUGGACGCACGUUUCAAAUCAGACGAAGGGAUGGCGAAACUGACGCCGAAAACUUUAUUCAUGUCAGCCAAGUCCAGAGUUAGGUACUGGCUGGAUGUGUUUUACAAGUGGUGCAAGCAGAGGUACAUGGUGUUGCAUGUUAUUACCACCAGGGCCAGCGUAUACGAGAAGGACCCCUGCAUUUGCCAACAAGUGCUUAAAUACCCUCAAUCAAAACAAGAAUGA